Molecule: messenger RNA, 994 nt
Organism: Tripterygium wilfordii
Lineage: Eukaryota; Viridiplantae; Streptophyta; Magnoliopsida; Celastrales; Celastraceae
Product: cyclin-U4-1-like
Exons: 2
Coding region: 168-785 (205 amino acids)
Biological process (GO): regulation of cyclin-dependent protein serine/threonine kinase activity
Molecular function (GO): protein kinase binding
Source: RefSeq, a predicted model, not a curated record
AUAGCAAAAUUAAUAAUCAUUAGCACAAAACUCAAAAAGGGACAUGAAGGUCAUAAUUCAAAUUCUUGAGGGUGUUCUGAGUUUCUUACCUAUAAAAAUACCUGUCUACUAGUAUUACUACCACCUUCACCUGUUCUUUCUUUCAAAGCACAAAACUUUGGUCAUCAAUGGCAGAGCUAGAGAGCCCAAAUGCGAUGUCCAAAUUGAUUACAUUCCUCUCUUCUCAGCUCCAAAGACUAGCGGAAUCGAACGAUCUCAACCGUAAAUUCCAGCCCCAGAAAAUCUCAGUCUUCCAUGGCCUAACUAGGCCAUCCAUAUCAAUCCAGACCUACCUUGACAGAAUCUUAAAGUACGCAAAUUGCAGUCCUUCUUGCUUCAUUGUUGCCUAUGUUUACCUUGAUCGGUUCGCUCAGAGUCAACCCUAUCUGCCCAUCAACUCUUUCAAUGUUCAUCGAUUGCUCAUCACAAGUGUCAUGGUUGCUGCCAAAUUCAUGGAUGAUAUGUAUUAUAAUAAUGCCUACUAUGCAAAAGUUGGAGGAAUCAGCACAACAGAGAUGAACUAUCUUGAACUAGAUUUCUUGUUUGGGCUAGGCUUCAACUUAAAUAUUACUCCAAACACAUUCUACAUCUACUGUUCCUACCUCCAAAAAGAGAUGGUGAUGAUGCAACCUCCUGUCACUUCAGCUGGAGACUCUUCUCUAAUGAGAUCACCAAAACUACACUUGUGUUUCAAUGAAGAAGAAUCCUCCCAUCAAAAGCAGCAACAACAAGAAGUAACAGUUUAAUUUAGCAAAACUGCUAAAGAUCUCAAUGUUUUCUUUUAUUUUAAAUUAUCUCAAAUGUUGAGAUAAACGCACAUCAUUCAUGUAAAAUCAUGGUCUCCACAUGCCUCAUAUGAUUUAUAUGAACUUGUGUACAUCUAUCUCAGCAUUCGGGAGAGGUUGGGACAAAAAACAAACACUAGGUCCGUAAAACUGCUGUUAAUUUAGUUGGG